This is a messenger RNA of Panonychus citri (citrus red mite), 594 nucleotides long. Its product is annotated as U6 snRNA-associated Sm-like protein LSm7. Bases 156 to 503 code for a protein of 115 amino acids. Gene Ontology annotation, biological process: nuclear-transcribed mRNA catabolic process; mRNA splicing, via spliceosome. The record is from RefSeq and is a predicted model, not a curated record. The transcript has 2 exons. Lineage: Eukaryota; Metazoa; Arthropoda; Arachnida; Trombidiformes; Tetranychidae. Gene Ontology annotation, cellular component: U12-type spliceosomal complex; spliceosomal tri-snRNP complex; U2-type prespliceosome. Gene Ontology annotation, molecular function: RNA binding.
GUCACUGUUUUCGCGGUUCAAAUUCUCGGUUUUCUUUUCAUGUUUUGAUUUAAAAAGAGUUUUUUUUAAUCAUUUGUUGUCCACAAUUAACUAAAUUGUAUCAGUUUCUCAAUUAAAUCAGUUCUUUAUUCGAUUGUCAAUUUGAAGAUUAAACUAUGGAAUCUGCGGGUGGAGGUGUUAAACUUGGUGGUGACCAAAAGGUUAAUCCAUUGGGUAGGAAAAAGGAAUCAAUUGUUGACCUGACAAAAUACAUGGGAAAACCAGUGAGAGUUAAAUUCCAAGGAGGCCGAGAAGCAAUUGGUAUUUUAAAUGGAUUUGAUCCACUGUUAAACAUUGUUCUCGAUAAUACCAAAGAAUUUUUAAGAGAUCCAGAGGAUCCCCUGAAAUUAACGGAAAAUACUCGAGACCUUGGGCUUGUGGUGUGCAAAGGACCUUCGGUUGUUGUAAUUUGUCCCGUUGAUGGAAUGGAACAGAUUUCUAAUCCAUUCGGUGUUAACCCAUAAUUCUAACAGUUUAAACGUUUAACAAAAUUGAUUUUUAUUCAACCUGUUUACUUUGGAUUAAACAAAAAGUUCUCUUCUCCUUUUCCCUCUA